AAAGCGCGCGACGACGCGACCCCAAGGCAGAGAGAGAGAGAGAGAGAGAAAGCUAGAGAAAGAAAGGAACCAGCUGCCCCAGCGCCCGGCCCUCCUCAGCACACAACAAGAAGAAGCUAGCAAUCGAGGCAGCAGCAGCAGCAGCACCACAAGGGCAAGGCCCUGGUCCUCGUUCUCCGCGCCCCGCGAACCCUAUUCCUUGUUCUUGAAUCUCUCAACCCCAAUCCCACACCAGUACACACACCCUGCUGCAGCAGCUGCUGCGGAGAGAGAGAGGAGAGAGAGAGAAUUAAUUCCAUCGGGAGAUCUCUCUAGAGAGAGAAGGGAGAGGAGGAGGUGCGUGCGUGGGAGAGAGAGAGAAUAGAUAGAAUGUUCCCUUCCAAGAAGGCCACUAGUAGCGCCGCUGCCGCUGCCGCUGCCGCCGUGAGCUCAAAUGAUAGGCAGGCGAUGUGCGUGCAGCAGGGCGACUCGGGGUCGGGCCUCGUCCUCACCACCGACCCCAAGCCCCGCCUCCGCUGGACCGUCGAGCUCCAUGAGCGCUUCGUCGACGCCGUCACGCAGCUCGGUGGCCCCGACAAGGCGACUCCAAAGACCAUCAUGAGGGUCAUGGGAGUGAAGGGGCUUACCCUUUACCACCUCAAGAGCCAUCUUCAGGUAGUUAGGAAAUUCAGGUUAGGGAAGCAGCCGCACAAGGAGUUCAACGAGCACUCAGUUAAGGAUGCUGCCGCAGCAAUGGAGAUGCAACGAAACGCUGCCUCUUCUUCAGGCAUGAUGGGAAGAAGCAUGAACGACCGCAGUGUGCACAUGAAUGAGGCUAUCAGGAUGCAAAUGGAAGUCCAGAGAAGGCUACAUGAGCAACUAGAGGUGCAAAGGCACCUCCAGAUGAGGAUCGAAGCCCAGGGGAAGUACAUGCAGUCCAUCCUGGAGAAAGCCUACCAGACCAUCGCCGCCGGCGACGUCGCUGCGUGCCCGGCGGCAGGGUACAAAUCCCUACUAGGUAACCACCACCAGGCGAUGCUGGACGUCUGCUCCCUCAAGGACAUGGGCCCGUCCAUGGGCUUCCCUUCGCUGCAAGACCUGCACAUGUACGGCGGAGGCGGCCACCUGGACCUGCAGCAGCAGAUGGAGCGGCCGAUGGAGGCCUUCUUCGCCAGCUGCGACAUUGGGUCGCUGGCCAAGAAAAGGCCCAUCAGCCCUUACGCCGACGGCAAGAGCCCGAUGAUGUGGUGCGACGACGAGGACGGCAAGGGCAUCGUCGACCAGCUCCAGAUGGCGCCGUCGAUGAUGGACGCCGCCGGCAUCGACGUCAUGGACUCCAUCGCCGACGUGUAUGGCGACGCCAAGCCCAUGAUGUCCGGCGACUCCACGGGGAGCAAGGGCGGCUUUGACGUCAAGCUCGAGAGGCCGUCACCGCGGCGGCCGCACAUGGGCGGCAGCCCGUCGGUGAUCGGCGGAGGCCAGCAGACAAGGAACCUGUCCUACGGGUAACUAGCUCACUGAUGAUUAACCAUCCGAUGCAGUGCUUAAUUAACUUGCAGUGAAAUUAAAAUUAAAGCAGGCGAUUACUAUUAACCGGUGCAAUGGAUAAAAAUAAGUAAAAGCUAGCUGGAGCAGAUAUAAUGGCGGAGAUACAUAUAUAGCAUAUAUGUGUCAUUGAUCAGGAUGAUCUUACUGUGGUGCAUCACUUGUUGGAUGAUGCUCCAAGAUUAUCUAUUUUGAGGAGAUGUACCUAUAUGUUCCAUUGUAAUUGUGUUGUUGAGAUGGGUGUAAAUGCAUGUGUAACUUAAUUGGUAAUUUUGCAUGCUGAGGAAACAAGCUUUCUUUGAUCUGAGGCAUGUAUAUUUGUAUCCAGCUGAGGGACAUGUUAAUGGAACUGUAUGAUACCUUGUAUUGUACUGAUGAUUAAUUCUUUUUGGUUUAUCUGUACAAUGUA
Messenger RNA from Sorghum bicolor (sorghum), 1933 nucleotides. RefSeq names its product myb family transcription factor APL. Lineage: Eukaryota; Viridiplantae; Streptophyta; Magnoliopsida; Poales; Poaceae. Bases 370 to 1488 code for a protein of 372 amino acids. The transcript has 6 exons. Gene Ontology annotation, molecular function: DNA-binding transcription factor activity; DNA binding. The record is from RefSeq and is a predicted model, not a curated record.